AUGGCCCGUGGCUGGUGGUGCUCGCCGUCCGGUGAGCAAGAAGCUUUCCGCCCUUGGCCCUGGUCCAUUAGCGCUGUCUGCUUGACCGCUCGCUACCGCGCCGCAGAGCAGCGCCAUGAGCAUUUGGGAGGGCGAAAGGGCGGCGAGCUCUUCUCCGCAACUCCCCACCGCCGCAGUCCAUCACCGUCCGCGGCGCAUUCGCCAAUAGAGUCUCCGCAAUUGCUGCUGUUUUGCACUCUCCGCGCCCGCCGCGUGCAGAGGGUCGGCAGCUUGAGACGGCGGCCGAGUCUGGCGGCCGUGGUAAUAUUUGAAGCUCUGCCCCCGUCGGUGCCUUUGGGGCUUAGCCUCCAGGCAGCAGCGACCCAGACGACGACGCGACUCAUCCGCCGCAUCAUCAGUUCCUCGUGUCCUCUCCUCGACAAAACCACUCCCCCUCCCGCCCUCCAGUUUGCUCCUUUUCCUCAGAGUGCUUCGUCCUCAGGCCUCGUCACCGCGUCCCCCGUCUUGUUCAGUUGCUGCCGCCUUAAUUUGCUGUAUUUCGAGCUUGCAUUUCUUAGCCGCGCCCGCCCUCGUCUUUGGCUUCGGCUUGCACCGCCCUCUUAUAUCCUCGACCCUCCCGCCCUCGGCCGUUCUGCUUCCAGCGCCCUUAUUGCUGCCUGUCCGCCUGAGUCUCUCAUCACAGCCCGACUCCCAACUCGUUUCGUCCAUCUCCACCUUCUUCCUCACCACCGUCCUGCCCAUGAGGAAUUGAUCCGGGGGCGACUACGCAUCUUGCCAUUUGCAGACCCCGACUCAGUCCAGAGCCCGACUGUAGGUCACCCCAUCACUUUUGCACUCCUCACUUUCGGUCACUUUUCUGGGAAGGCUGUGUUUUGA
This is a messenger RNA of Mytilinidion resinicola, 876 nucleotides long. RefSeq lists its product as uncharacterized. The transcript has a single exon. The coding region runs from base 1 to 876 and encodes 291 amino acids. The record is from RefSeq and is a predicted model, not a curated record. Lineage: Eukaryota; Fungi; Ascomycota; Dothideomycetes; Mytilinidiales; Mytilinidiaceae.